GCUGGUUCCGUAGGGCAUUCUUUUCCUGGGCAUCAGCUCCACGCUCUCUUCCCUCUUCCGGGGACGAAUUGGUCUCACCAGUCCCCAGAAUCAUGGCGAGUGGGCUUUCUUACUUUACUGGGCUAUCGUGAGGUCCUAGGUUUCAAUGGCGUGCUUAAAACCACGGAGAAGGCUCACGCAUGAUACCAUAGACAACAGUGCACGGUGUCUCUUGGAAAGAGUUUUUUCUUUUUCUUUCUCUUCUCUUCUCUUUCUCGCUCUCGUUCUUUUUUUGGCGAACCUUGCCUCUGUUUCCAUGAAGAGGGGCCCGCGAUCUCUAGGCUAGAUACGUUGAUAUGAUGUUGGAGCGCCAAAAAUUCCAUAAUCACAUGCAUGCGAGAGCAGUGCCUCCGGAUUACGGUACAGUACCCCAUCCAAUCCAUGGUUUCGAUUUCUGCCAAUGCUUGGUAGUACUUUAGGGAUCCAAAGUCUGAAAAUAUUCUUUUCCUUCUUUGGCCAGCAUUUGCGAAUAGCAAGAGGAUGUCGGAAAUAAUUUGUGAGGGUAUUCCGAGAGUAGAGUAGCCAGUUAUAAUAGGAGGUACCUGAGUAAGUAUCGGUAUGGCAGGUACUGCUGCGCAAUUUUUUGCCCCACAAAAGCGGAGAGGGUUGGCCGGGGCUUGCUCUGAGACUCUGGGGAAUCCCGAUUGUGGGGAGGAAAAGAUCCAAUGGAAUGUCAAAACAGAACAGGGAUCGAUAAAGCUGGAUCAGGGAGGGGGGAGUGGGAGGGGUUAUGAUCGAGAAGGGAUGAAGGAGUGCCAAACCAUACUUGGAAUAGGGGAUUGGAAACGAUAAAAGUGUAAUUCCAAAGAUUGGAUGGGUGGGUGGGUAGAUGGGUGGAUUAGGAAGGGUAUGAUCGACGUCAGGAUAACUCUCCUCGAGCACCGUAGGGGAGUUGAGUGUGGUGUACUCGUAGACUACCGCAGUAGACUAUGAUACUCGCAGGCAGCAGUGGUGGUGUUGAGGGGGCUUGAGAGCUCAUGGUGAGUGAGUGGUGCCUUAGGGUGUGGUUGUGGUGGUUGUGGUAGGUUAGCUGGGAGGGAAGUGGAGGAGCACCGUGGAGGGAAUUUGCUAUGGUGCUGCGUGCUGUGCUCGAGUACUCGAGUAGGUGGAGAGGGUGGAUAGCUUCAUCAUAAGCUACGAUAUGAUAAAUUACAAGUACCGCAGUUGGCAUCGGGAAGCGGUAAGGUUUGCCUGCGCGAGUAAGGCAGGUAAGCUACGAGUACGGUAGAAUUUAUACCGCUAUCACACAAGGGAAAAGGUGCAGUCUACCGGCACCCGGGCAGAUUCCGCAGUUUUACAAUGAGGAUGUGGAACUGAAAAUGGAAUAAUGGGCGAUGUUGGCCCUUUUUACUGACGGAUGCAUGUCCAUUAGUCCAAAAUUGACCUUGAACGGAGUGAUUUUGGUUCCGCUCGACCACCGCCCCUCGUCUACUCAGCUAUAUACAUGACCUCUCCCCUCCUCCUGCUCCCUCCGACUUUGCUUACGCUUCUCACGCCUUUACCUUCAACCUUACAAUAUCGGGGGCUUCUGUUGUCGUGCCGAGUGCCAUUCAGCCAAACCUCAACAUCAAACUUAUCUACACACUUCGAACAAUUCUUCCAUUACCACUCGCCGAGAACCCUCCGAGAAUUGCUGUCUCACAUCAACAUCAUUAGCUAUGGCCCUCGCAGGCACAACCGCCACAGCAGCUGCUCCCAGUUCUGCUAUCUCUGCCACCACAAAUUUGGCACCACAGCCAACUACUGAUAGUAAUUCUGCUGUUGCUGGUCAAAAGAGAUCCGCUGCAGCUGCUGGGAACACAAGCGGUACAAACUUCCGCCCAGUGAAGCGUCGAGCUUCAAAGGCCUGCCAAUGUUGUCGAGCCAGAAAAGUGCGUUGCAACGUUGUCGAACACGGUGCCCCUUGCACAAACUGCAGACUGGAUGAAGUAGAGUGCAUCAUUACCGAGAGCAGACGAAGAAAAAAACUCUGGGGUACCAAGGUUGACAAUACCGGCUCCGCCUCCGAUACCGGUGCCGACACCACCGCCCAAAGGCAGACUAAUGCCUCACCACCAGAAAGGAAAACUAGCCCCCGUCGUAAAAACGAGACCCAUAUUUCGGGCUCUCCUUCGGCAAUGCCAAUUGAUCUUCCCUCCGACAAGGAGAGUGGUGGCCAUGUGCCUCAUCUGAUUUACCAGGCGCAAGGUCUGCGAAUGGGGUGUGACCGUCGGGCAUCUUACGCAUCGUCUCAUGAAUCCCUUCCCUCUUUGGCGAAUUCUCUGUCCACACAAACUUCGUCUUCGUCGUCGCAUCCACGCAGAUUGUUUACCAUCCCUCAAGCUUGCAUUGAACUGCCGGCCUUUGUCAAGCCUACUCCUAUAAAGAUUCCGCUUGAUGAUUUGGAAUACCUAACAAAGAAGGGUGCGCUAACACUUCCGGAGGAGCCCCUGCGGAGCGAGCUGCUUCGGAGCCAUUUUGACUUUGUGCAUCCGUACAUGCCGGUGUUGAACAGGAAAGAAUUUUUGAGAAGUGUUACCUCCGACGAUGGGAGCAAAGGGAAAAUCAGUCUGUUACUUUUUCAGGCGGUCAUGUUUGCUGGAAGUGCAUUUGUCGAUAUGGAAAGUCUUCGUGCUGCUGGAUAUCCAACACGCAAAGCUGCUCGGAAGGCAUUCUUCACAAAAACCAGGGCGCUUUACGAUUUCGACCAUGAACAAGACCGGAUGUCACUCGUUCAAGCGAUUUUGCUAAUGACAUAUUGGUAUGAGACACCAGACGACCAAAAGGAUACAUGGCAUUGGAUGGGGGUUGCUAUUUCCCUUUCACACACAAUUGGCCUACACAGAGACCCGGCAAACUCGAAUAUGGAUCCCGACCGCAAGAAAUUAUGGAAGCGAAUUUGGUGGAGUUGUUUCAUGCGGGAUAGAUUGGUGGCAUUGGGAAUGAGGAGGCCAACAAGAAUAAAGAGCGAGGAUUGCGAUGUGCCGAUGCUUACACUGGAUGAUUUUUCAAUUGAUACAGGCCCUGAUGGUGAGGAGGAUUCGAUGUUCUGGAGUUAUGGGGAAAGGCAGAGGAAGGAAAUGGAGUCGCGCCGACAAAGGGAGCUUGCAAUCCUGUGCAUUCAGAAAGCCAAGUUGUGUAAGGUUAUCAGUCGGGUUCUUUCCGCACAAUACUCAGUAUUGAACACCAACCAAGGAAGUUUAGCGGCCGACGGAAGCACCAGGACCACUAUGAUGCUAUUGCCCAAAAAGCUAGAUCCUGAGUGUUGCCAAGUGGAGAGAUGUGAUGAAGAACUGGCUAGGUGGGUACAGGAGCUGCCGGAGGAAGCGAUCUAUCGGCCAGUUGGCGUCAACAUCCCGAUAGACGAGGUCCUUACCCUGCACAGGAAUCUUCUUCACAUGUGUUACUACACAACUGUCAGCGCUCUUCACAGGCCCCAGGUUCUGCCGUCUGCACCAGCGCCUUGGCCGGCACAGCGCAACAGUUCUGAGCUUCAGGAGGUUUCUCGUAGAAAGGUUCGACAAGCGGCCUCUGAGAUUACUCAUCUCGCGGAGGAGCUGGUUGACUUGGACCUCGUCAAGUACCUUCCAACCACCGGUGUUACCGUAAUGCUUCCGGCGGUGAUUAUCCACUUGCUCGACAUUAAAUCGUCAAAUGCGUUGACGAGGGAGCUUAGUUUGGAGGGAUUCGGCCUCUGCAUGCAGGUUAUGCAAGGGCUUCGACAAUCAUACUCGGCAGCCGACUAUGCAACUCAUUUCCUGGAGGCUGCUAUCAAGAAGGCGGAAAUUCAGGUUGCCGGUCACAAGAAGUUGAGUCAAAGGAGAAGAGCGAGAUACCACCAUCACUUUGACCACCUAACUCCGCAAAAGCCCACGGCUAUCGGCUCCCCACACAGCACACAAUUUAGCGGCAAUGCAAUCGCAAUCCCUGCCUCCGCUCCGCCGUCCAAUGCAGCGCUCACCCCGCCCCCUGACAUUGAAAAUACCAACAUGCCGGAUGCUACACCCCUGGAUGAGAAUGAACUCCAGCUCAAAUUAGAAACCUUCCUCCAAUCUCCAUCAUCUCCAAAACAGGACGAUCACCAGGCCCCAACCCUGCACUCACUACCCCAGAAUUCUGCGGCCACUUUCACAAUUGGUAGUAACGGUGUGCUCCGAGUCCGCGAGGAGCUCUUAUUCCCUUCGGAAAGGUCGGCCCCAAUGACACCAUACCUAUCGGUCCCCCGUGCUACCGACGACGAAGACAGAGACCUGGGCGCUCUGCUCAACCUCGACGGCCAGGAUAAUGACCCGUUCUUUGGACACUACGAUGAGGCGCCGCUGGUGGGCCAGAAACGCUUCGAUGGUGGUACCAGAGCAUUUGACCUUGUCGGGAAUUCAAGCACAUGGCUAGAGGAAGACAUGUCCAGGAUCCUGGAUGGCGUGGAUUUCGAUAUCGAUGACGUUAUUCAGGUUUUGGAGACGGAGAUUAAUUAAUUGAUCAGGCACUUCAUAUUUCCCACUUAUUGUCUAAUAACCGUUCUUAGUAUCCUUUUCCGCCCUCUAUUUUUUUCUUUUCUUCUCUUUUCCGGUUUGGUUCGCGUGGGAUCUACCUACAAUCAGCCUAUUACGAUACCAUGGCACAGCAGGGGGGCGAAAAGCUUUGUUGAACGACUGGGCCGAUAGGAGUGAUGGUGUUUUUUUCUUCCCGCUGUUCUUUUGUCCUUUUCGUAUCGUACCGGUACCGGUACCCACUCUAUCGCAUUUUUUUUUUCCCAAUCACGUGUAUUGUAACCUAUGACAUCUUGUAUAGUAUGACAAUUUCCCUCUAGUGUAUACAUACCCAAGCCGGCCGAUGCUGCAAUGGCAAUAAAAAAGCAAAGGGUUCAUCAA
Tuber melanosporum (Perigord truffle) is the source of this 4889-nucleotide messenger RNA. RefSeq lists its product as uncharacterized. Lineage: Eukaryota; Fungi; Ascomycota; Pezizomycetes; Pezizales; Tuberaceae. Gene Ontology annotation, molecular function: DNA-binding transcription factor activity, RNA polymerase II-specific; zinc ion binding; DNA binding. The record is from RefSeq and is a predicted model, not a curated record. Bases 1698 to 4493 code for a protein of 931 amino acids. The transcript has 8 exons. Gene Ontology annotation, biological process: regulation of DNA-templated transcription; DNA-templated transcription.